UCUUCCGAUCCAUAGCCUGUCUCAUUUUCGAACAACUUCCGUCAAGAUGAAGUCGACUUUGCUGUUUUCAGCUGUGGUCCUUACUGCAUUUGCCGUUGCUAACGGGGAUAUUACAUUUUCGUCAACUCCAUACGAAGCAAAUGUCGAUGAAAAUUUAUCGAUAGGUUCAGUUCUCAUCGCCGUAUCCGCGACGUCUUCACUUGGAGCUGAGGUAACUUACAGCAUUGUGGCCAAGGAUGAUUCUCCAGCAACAGGUGUUUCUAUCAAUGCCGUUAGUGGGGAGAUAACUCUAUCUGAAUUCCUAGACUACGAAUCUGUUACACAGAUGCAGUUCACAAUUAAAGCGAGCGCUUUGGGUACGGCAAGUAAACUCGCCGAUAUCAACACUGAGCCGUUCACCCUAAAUAUUCUUGAUGUGAAUGAUAACACGCCUGUAUUUGCCGCACUGAGCUAUUCAGCGACAGUUGAACAAUAUGGAACAUACCUUCCAAAUCCGAUAUCUGUUUUUGCCACGGACGCAGACUCGACGACAAAUGCUCAAAUUACCUACGCUUUCGUGAGUGGUAAUACCGGAAACGCUUUCCAAAUUAAUGCCAAUACCGGCGAGAUAACCCAAGCUGCUGUGAUCAACAUGGGGGAAACCACAUCCUUCACUCUCGUGGUCUCCGCAACUGACGCGGGCGGUCCUGCGUUGUCUACCACCGUCCUCGUCAAUGUUGCAGUCGACACUACUGAAUAUUCCUGCCCCAAAUGGAUGGAAAGAUUCGGAUCCAAGUGCUACAAGCUUGUCAGAGGGUUGAAGACCUAUGACCGGGCACAGGCCACCUGCGAGAAAUACGGAACCAAGUCCGGAUUAGGCAAUGGCAACCUUGCUACCGUCUACGAUCAGUUCAGGCAGAAUUUUAUCGCUAAUGAGCUUAUGAACGUCAGGCACCGUGUCUGGAUUGGAUUGGACGAUAAAGAUACUGAGGGCACAAUGGUCUGGAUUGAUGGCACACCAUACUCAUACAGCAACUGGUCAGUCGUGAACGGCGUACAGCAACCAGCUGGCGGCAGUGAUAAAAACUGCGUCGCCAUUGAAGCGCGAGCUCGUUUGGGCGGAUGGAACGACGUCAAAUGCAGCAUAAAGUCCUGGUCAGUUUGUCAGUUCCCCGCUAGUGCAGUUGCUACACCACUCUAACCAGCAGAAAAAUUACCCCAAUAAAUUCAAGGGAGCAUAAUAUGCAGAUGACACUGACUGAUGCAUAUACACGUCAACUAUAAUAUACAAAAUAAAGUGUUUAUGAAUUCUUGUUAAUAUUUUAGAGUCAACUGGAGGUAUGCAUGCAGGCAUAUUACAUAGAAUGAUAGAAUAUUAACUUCUUCAUUGUUUAACUCCUGCUAUUAAUAACUAUGUAUAGCUUCUAAUACUAAUAGAAUCUGAUAUCUCAAUUCCAAAUAUGUUUUCUACUCCGUUAAUAUCUUAUGUGAUCAAGAAGUAAAGAAUAA
Molecule: messenger RNA, 1488 nt
Organism: Lineus longissimus
Lineage: Eukaryota; Metazoa; Nemertea; Pilidiophora; Heteronemertea; Lineidae
Product: protocadherin Fat 3-like
Exons: 8
Coding region: 47-1180 (377 amino acids)
Biological process (GO): homophilic cell-cell adhesion
Cellular component (GO): plasma membrane
Molecular function (GO): calcium ion binding
Source: RefSeq, a predicted model, not a curated record